AUGUCCGGUGCCACAUCUGACGACAUGGGUUGCUGCCGCGUUUGGUUCAUCACCGGUUGCUCUCAAGGCCUCGGCCGUGCGCUUCUCGAGGAGGUGCUCGCAUCUGGCGAGCGCGUCGUCGCCACUGCACGGAAUCCUCAGUCCCUACACUCGUUGGCGAUGCGCUAUCCGAAGCUACAACUCUUGGUGCUGGCAUUAGACGUCACGGACCGGACACAGAUCUCCGAUGCCUUCAGGUCUGCAAAAGCGCACUUCGGCCAGGUGGACGUGGUGGUCAACAACGCCGGGUACGGGAUCCAGAGCGAGAUCGAGGCGACACCGGAAUCCGAGGCGCGUCGCAUGAUGGAGACUCUCUAUUGGGGCGCGGUGCACGUCACUCAGGAGGCUGUCUCGAUAAUGCGCGACGUGAACCAUCCACACCAAGGCGGCCUUAUCCUGAACAUCAGCUCUAUAGGCGGGUACAUCGGGAACGCGACUCGCGGAUUCUACAACUCGGCGAAGUUCGCGCUCGAGGGCUUUACGGAAGCGUUCAACAAGGAGAUGCUCCCCGAGUGGAACAUCCGCGCCGUCAUCAUCCAGCCCGGCGGCUUCAACACCGAGUGGGGCGGCUCCUCGAUGGCGUACAACAAGCCGCACGCGCUCUCGGUCCAGUUCCGGCAGAUGACGAAGGGCAAGAGCGUGUUCAACGGGGACCCGUGCAAGGCCGCGCAGGCGAUCAUGCAGGUCGCGGACAUGCGCGAAGCGCCGCUGCGCGUCCAGCUCGGCACGGACGCGCUGAUGCUCGUGCGGAGCAAGGCGCUGCAGACGUUGGAGGACACGUACAGGCACGAGGCGUUGGCGCAUUCUACGAAUGCGGAUGGGGUGGACAGAGAGGCGGUCAUGGCGAAGCUGGGCGCGGUGAGGGCGUGA
Molecule: messenger RNA, 909 nt
Organism: Epithele typhae
Lineage: Eukaryota; Fungi; Basidiomycota; Agaricomycetes; Polyporales; Epitheliaceae
Product: NAD(P)-binding protein
Exons: 5
Coding region: 1-909 (302 amino acids)
Source: RefSeq, a predicted model, not a curated record